AUCGGCACGGCACCAUUUUGGGAGGGGAGGAGGAAGGGGCGGGGCGCGGGCGGUGCCGGCGGUGCUGCGGGCCCUGCGCGGCGCUCAGGAAAGGAAGAACCAGGCAACAUCGGUUCUACUUGCCGGCUUUCAGCCUGAAGCUGCCGUGUAUGACUGAUGUGGCGAUAGAUGCCCAUGCCCAGUGGCACGUAGUCAUGCUGGGAUGCUGUAUAAGAUCUUCAUGCAGCUGGCUGAAAAAUGGUUCCACGAGAUGGCAAUCCCAACUCUAACACUAUUAAAAUGGAGAUUAUCGUCACUGUGACAUGAUCUGUCAAAUGUGUUAGUGUUUUCUGUUUGUGUUUUACGCUUACUGUGGAAGGUUACAAAUGGUGUGGGUUUUUAUCAUGAAUCGAAUGAGCUCCCAGAGCAGUUCAUCUUCUCAGCGUAGAAGAAUGGCUCUAGGAAUUGUCAUUCUUCUCCUUGUUGAUGUGAUAUGGGUUGCCUCUUCAGAACUCACUUCUUACGUUUUUACAAAGUACAACAAGCCUUUUUUCAGUACAUUUGCAAAAACAUCUAUGUUUGUUCUAUACCUCUUGGGAUUUAUUGUUUGGAAACCGUGGAGGCAACAAUGUACUCGUGGUUUUCGUGGAAGGCAUGCAGCUUUUUUUGCAGAUGCUGAGGGUUAUUUUGCUGCUUGUACAACAGAUAAUGCUGUAAACAGUUCUCUGAGCGAACCUUUAUAUGUUCCUGUAAAGUUCCACGAUUUGCCAACUGAAAAGAGUGGCAGUAAUAAUAAUGAUACAGAGAAAACUCCCAAAAAGCCUCGUGUGAGGUUCAGUAAUAUCAUGGAGAUUCGGCAGCUCCCAUCGAGCCACGCGCUGGAAGCAAAGUUGUCUCGCAUGUCUUACCCAGCAGUUAAGGAGCAGGAAUCAAUAUUAAAAACUGUAGGAAAACUCACUGCAACUCAAGUAGCAAAGAUUAGCUUUUUCUUUUGCUUUGUGUGGUUCUUGGCAAAUUUCUCUUACCAAGAAGCUCUAUCAGAUACCCAAGUUGCCAUAGUUAAUAUCUUGUCUUCAACCUCUGGGCUUUUUACUUUAAUCUUAGCUGCAGUCUUUCCAAGUAACAGUGGAGAUAGAUUUACUCUGUCCAAAUUAUUGGCAGUUUUUCUAAGCAUUGGUGGUGUGGUACUUGUUAACCUUUCUGGAUCUGAGAAAUCUCCUGGAAGAGAUACAAUAGGUUCCCUUUGGUCUCUUGUAGGAGCAAUGCUGUAUGCUGUGUACAUAGUGAUGAUAAAAAGAAAAGUAGAUAGAGAAGAUAAACUCGAUAUACCAAUGUUCUUUGGUUUUGUAGGACUGUUCAAUCUAUUGCUGCUAUGGCCGGGGUUUUUUCUGCUUCACUAUACUGGCUUUGAGGCAUUUGAGUUUCCCAGUAAACUGAUAUGGAUGUGCAUUGUCAUUAACGGCCUUAUUGGAACAGUUCUGUCAGAGUUCCUGUGGUUAUGGGGCUGCUUUCUUACCUCAUCACUGAUAGGCACACUUGCUCUAAGCCUUACGAUACCUCUGUCCAUAAUAGCUGACAUGUGCAUGCAAAAGGUGCAGUUUUCUUGGCUGUUUUUUGCAGGAGCGAUCCCUGUAUUUUUUUCUUUUUUCAUCGUAACUCUGUUAUGUCAUUAUAACAACUGGGAUCCUGUGAUGGUGGGAAUCAGAAGAGUUUUUGCCUUUAUUUGUAGAAAACAUCGAAUUCAGAGAAUGCCAGAAGAAAGUGAGCAGUGUGAAAGUCUUAUUCCUAUGCAUAGUGUUUCACAAGAUGGAGAUAGCUGCUGUUCAUAGGCAAAAGUUUAAAAAUGGAUUGAUGCCUAGUGAAGAGACAAUCUUCUGGAGAAGUCCCAAAGGAGUAAUGUUUCAGUGCCUAUUCUGAAUUUUUAGUAAAAAUAAGAAGCUUCUGUUCUUGUGAAACUCUAAACAUCUUUCUUGCUUUCAUCUGAUUUUAUAAAUGAACAAAUUUACUCCAUGCAUAUCAACGUAGGGGAUCUUAGUCCAUCUGAGCAACCAACCUGCCUUACUACACUGAGCUGGUGAAGUUACUUGACAAAAUCAAGAAAAUGAAUGCUGUUAAGUGAUUUCUUUCUCUUUUUAACUCUCGGUUUUGUUAAAUGCUGGACAAGGUUAUUUUAAAAAACACUUUCAAAUGAGUUAUGUAAAUAAGUUUGCAGGUCAUCACGUCUUACAGGCUUUCAGAUGAAAAGCUAAAUAGAUACGUUACCUGUAGUAGGUACAAAUUAACUUUUUUAUGUUGUAUAAACUAUUUGCAUAUUAAUAGAGGAAAUAGUAAAAUAAUUUAUUAAGUGAAUUCUUGUAAUUAUGAAGGCAAGAUCUUUGUACAGUCCUGGAACACUACAUACAUAUUGUCUUAUCCCAUUCUGAGAAGCCUUGUAACGGCAGUGGGUGCCGCUGUUUAAAAACCUUUUGUUUCUAAUGAUCUGGAAUGUUUAAAAUCUUAGUGAGUGAAAGAAUAUUUAUAAUUGCAGUAUGUUGGGUGUACAUUCUCAAAAACAAUCCCUUAAGAAGACCAUUUCUGUAACCCAUCAAGAUCUCAAAUGAUUUCAUAUAGCAGGCUUAAUUUGAAAAUAUUCAUUUCUGUAGUUGCCAACUUAGGAAAGGGAUCCCAAUAAGUUGUUAAAAUUUUCAGCUGUGGGUUGGCACUACAGCAAUCUACUAAACAAUGUGAAAGCUAAAAAUAACUGCAUUGAUUUUUUUUUUUUCCAGUUGCAUUAAUAAAUUUAUUCUAAAACUGAUUGUUUUCCUCACAACCUGUAUCUUCCUUCUACUGCAGCUUUUGUCUUAUUUGAUUCGGAGAAGUUAUGAAUAAUUUUGUUCAAGGAUAUUUGAAAUAAAUCAGUGACAUUUUCCAAUUUCUGGCCAGUAAGACACUUCUAUUAAAAAAAAAAAAAAAAGGCUUUUGAUAGAUUUUGUUUUCUUAUAAUGAAUGUAGGACAGAUUUUCAGUUGGUAGUAUAUUCUCUUCCACAUAAUAAGGCUAUUAAUAACAGUGUAUUCUUAUCUUUCCAUACAGAUAUGAAAGGAUAACCAAGCAAAUGCCUUUUCAUGUUUUGAACCUCUAGAUCCACCCAAGAGGUGAUUUGAUGAUACAACUGGUAGACUAGAUAGAAUUCAAGAAAGCAGUGUUUUUUAGUGAGUUUUAGAAUGAUUGAUUCAACCAGCAGCUAGAAUGUAAAAUUCUGAAUGUAAAGAAGGAAAAAGAUACCAGGGAAAAAAAAGGUGAAUCUGGGGGCUGUUCUUGUUGAGUAGUGCACCUUUAUCAAAUUUUUCCUUCCAUUUCUUAAUAUUGAACUACGUUAAAAGUUUCAGUUACCUGAGGUGUCUUUUGAGAUAGUAAGUCUAUACUUGUAUACCUGAAAUAGUUUUUAAAAUAAAAAAAAGCAAAAGCAGAAAAACAGAAGUUUAUUAAAUUUAUCUAGGCAUUUUGAAAAACUUUUCAUUUCAAUUGGAAAGCCCAAUAGUACAGUAGGUGAAAAUACAGUAAGAAAAACUAGUUUUAUAUUUGACUUGAUUAGAGUUUUCAGGGAUUUCAUUGGUAAAAGGAGUUUAUAGUGGGAUUUUUUUUCUAAAUUAGGACAGAUUAGAGGAUGUUAUUUUCAGCCAUUAACUACAGACUUUAACCUGUUCCUAUAUAGCAUCUAAUCAGUGACAGCUUUGUCACUCUAGGACAGCUUUGUUAACUCUAGGAAGGCUGAGUUUGCUUUCAAAUUGCCAAUAAUAGUAUUUUCAGCAGGAUAUUUUAACACCGUCUUUUGAAACUGGUCAUUCAGAUUGAUAGAAUGGAUUGAUAAUGCAUGGUGGGCAGUUGCUAUUCAUAUUUGUCUUAAUGUUCGUGACUUAAAAUGAAAGCUUAUCACAGCUUUCUAUGUGUAUGACUUAUGUUAAAUGGCAUUAUUAUGUUAGACUUGAAACUAAGUACUAUGAGAAUGUUCUUCAGACCUAAUAAUCUUUCUGUUCAGCAAACUCGAUGUUAGGGCCUUCCUGCUGUUUUGUUUUUUUGACAAAAGACGUGUUAAUCUUUUCUCAAGUUAUUUACUAUUAUGAUCUUACGGCACUUUGUAGCUUGAACAGAUUUUUGGUGUUAAAUUACAGCCCUUUAAAAAAUAAAAAGAAAAGAUAAAAUAAAGACGAAAAAGGAAACUAUUCUUCUUGAAACACCAUGGAUUUUUAAGCAGUGGUGCCCCUGUGGUUACAAGAAAUACACUGCAGUUUUAUUUACUGAAGCUAUGAUAUGUAAUGUUGUUCCUUGUUUAAUAGAAUGCGAUGAGAUUUUUCUAUAAAAUCUUGUGAUUUUUAGUACAAUAAUAUUUUAUAAAUAUAUUGUCUUAUUUGAAAUGUAAACUGCAUAGUUCUCUAAUGGGUGCUUGGUAAAUGCACAAGAGAUUUAGCUUUGAUUCUCAGGUACCUCUGAUGUAAUGGUGACAUACUGGUAUUUUUUUUUCCUCAUGACACAACUGGAAUGUGAAGGGGCUCUUGCAGAUCUUUACCGCUGUGUGCUAGCAUAAAUUGGCGUUCUUACUGUUUCGCUUUGGGGAUGUCUUUAUUCUGAUUUGCUUCCUGUAGGAAACACAUGCAAUUUAACAAGGAAAAAAGAAUUUUUAAUCCAAGCAUUUCUUUGAAUGCCAUGAGAUGCUUAAACAACAGUGAUUUCCCAUACCUAAAAUGAGUACUACAUGUACUGUUCUGUCAAACAGUUUAACUAAUUCCUGCAGUGCUAUGAGACAAACUAAGAAACUCUUUUGUGUGUGAUUGAAUUUUGUUGUUGUUGUUGUUCUGUUUUUAUAUAUGGAAGAGAUCAGGACAAUUUGCUAAGUGCUAAUAUAGCCUGUCUUAGCUUUUAGGGUUCUGGUGAGUCUUACCUAGUUAUGUCUCCUGCGUGCUGCAAUCCAGAACAAAGGAGGAAAAAUCAAUUCAGUUUUUCUAGCUACUUUGUUAGUUUUCAGUCAUGCCAAAAAUGAGAGGUGCUGUAGCUGUAGUACUGAUCCAGCUGUUACUUGGAAAGUAUGGAGCACAAGAAUGCUGCUGAAGACAUGGAGGGCCUGAUAUUUCUGUUGUCCAUGUGCACAUUUCUUGCAUGUUGGCUUGGAAAUUGAUGUGGGGCAUGUAGCAUGCAGCUGAUCCAGCCUGCCAAGGAGCUGUGCUAGCGUACUGCAUGCAUCAACCAAGAAGCUGCAGGCUGGGGUACAGCGUGGGGUGGAGCAAAUGCACAAGUAUUUUGUCACAAUAUGGUAUUAAGUAGUGUAUUCCUCAAAUGAGAAACUGUAGUGCUGCAUGUGAUGCUUGACCUGGUAUGCUGCUACACGUUUUGAAUACCACCCUGUGACAUCCUAGCAAAAACAGAAGAGCCACUGAAUUGCUUUUUCUGUGUGUGUGCUAUUGUAAUUGUCAGUUUCUUUCACUGUGCUUAGGCACUGCUAUUUACUAGUACAGUUGCCUUAAGUAAAGUGAUUUAAGAAUUUCUUGUGUAGUUCUUACUUCAAUCUCUGCAAUGAAUAUUGCCAUUGCUAUUCCCUACUAAAAAGAACAUCCUAUCCUAGGAAAAUGGAUUUACUGAACUUAAGCUAAGGUUAUCGGAGGAGGAGAAAGAGUAGUUAAACUGAAGAGUUGAACUGUGACUCAUAUGAGAAUAGAUAAGCCUCAGUAAGGCAGUGUUUAUAAAUGAAGUUGUAGGAAGCUGCAUACUCAAAAAUCAAGAAACAAACUGAUGUUAAAAACAGAAAGUUGAGUUAUACGACUGUAAAAUGGUACUUUUAAUCAGUUUUCUUUAUUCCAUGCAAGCUUUGAGUUACAGUUCCUGUUAGGGCUGUUACAUAGCGUCUGCAAUUUAAUACCUGUGAUUGCAAUAGUAUUUAAGUGAUGGUUCAUUAAGAGUUGUUAUGCAUGUUUGUUUUUUUUUUCUUUCUAAUCCAGGACUGCAUUAAUUGUGCAUUUAGCUUUACAUGUUUAUUGCAUGACAUGAUUUCUCAGGGAAAUAUGGAUAAUAGCAUGAGUUGUAAGAGCUGGAAACUAAUUCUUGCUUUCCAAAUUUUUGCGAACUUUCCGGUUGCACUCAAACACUUCACAUCAAAUGACUUUCAUGUUGAAUUGCUUCUGAUUUACCAGGUGAAUCAUGAUGAAGAUGUGAACAGCAUUUUAAGGUGUCUGUAAAAUGCAUUCUGCCCGAUACUUCAUUAGCUUUUGGAUAUACGUCCAUUUCAAAUUGACUCUGCAAGUUGUGUGGCUUUUGUCCUGCUUUAGCGUAAUAUGUGCCAUAUACAUUAAUAGUUGCCUGAGACACAACAGAUACAUUCAUUUCCAGAGUCAGACAAUGCUAUAAUGCAGUCUGAUUCUGGGGUAGUAUAAAUAUUCUAACAUAUUUACUUGUGUCAUUAAAUUUUUACAAAGUGUGCUUACUUUGGGGAUUUUUGUCUGCUUUUCCAGUAAAGUUACUUUGUCUAGACUGGGAUUUGAUCCAAAGCCCACCAGCAUUAUAGGUAGCAUUAAUAAAAUAAAACUUUAUUGAAAUACUCAGCAGUCAGGUUGACCUUUAUGCCUUUGCAGUGUUUUUAUCUGCAGCAUACAUGGCAAGUAGUUUCCUGAAAGACUUCACUAAUAUAAAAGUUGAAGGAUUUAGUGUUGGUGAAAAUGGUAAACAUACUGCUGUUACUGAGCACAGAACUAUAUUUCCCUAUAGCCAGCAUGCAGCUUAAUUAUUUAGAAGGUGGAUAUGUCUUGCUACAUGACUUUUCUUUAGAAUCAACAGUGUAGGAAAUGUUGACCGCUUUGCUUGGUUGUAUACUAGCAGAAUAUUUUUUGUCCAUAGUGAGAAUGUGAUCACAGCUUUGAGGAUUAACUUCUUGAUGAUUUCAGAUUUAACACUUCUAUUUGCUUGGCAAAGAAAGCAACAGAACAUUUCCUAGCUAGUUAAACAGCUGUUAUUGUACUGAGUGCCCUGAUCAUCUGUACUGUCAUAUACCUGCCAUGAAACAUGUAAUUCUUACAUAAAUGUAACCAUUCAGCUAUGUCUUCUACAUCAGCUGAUGUAUUGCAUCAUUACAUCUGGUAUUAAUAGGCUGGAAUACCCCCCAUGGUAGGAAUGCAUCCAGAGUUUAAUCUAGUUGUCCCCUCCAAGUUUUUUUGAAAGCAUGAAAGGUUUUUCUCUGGGGAUUUUAAAGGAAGUAGCUGUUUAGUUCUUUAGCUGCUGAGUUAAUAGUUAAGUAACUGUUUCUCAGUUUCUAAAGUUAUAUCUGGAUUUCUUCUGUUUUUAAUUAACUUUUGACUUUUGUCAGGGAAGGUGUGCAGUUCUUUGCAUUUUCCACAGAAUGUAUGUGACUUGAUACUGCAAUGGCCUCAGAAAUAACUGCAGAGAAGCUUGUAUGGCUUUUAACAUGUUCCUGAAGUUUUUCCACAGUUCAUUUUAAAAAACUAAUUAUUGGGCUGAGGAGAAAGUAGCCAUAUAGUGUGGAGCCAACUUUAUAACGUGCAAAUUACUUUGCUCUCAUUACGUAUCCUUCAGUGUAUUGCUGAUGUUGCCAGCCAUCAAGUUUUUCUUGUCUGUUAAGUGUGAUUCUUCUCUUCUCUAUAAAUGGAAACUUUUUCAUGUAAAUUAAACUAGAUCCUCUGUCACAAUGAUUGAUUUUUAAAAUAUUUCAGUAUCUCUUCCUUUUAACCUUUAGCUAGAGGAACAGCAGGGGAUUUCCACUCAAACAGUAUUUUUUUCCUAUGUGAGAGGGGGAAAAAAAAAUUGAAAAUAAAAUAUCCUAUUGACCAGCAGAUGAGAUCCAGCUGCAAGAUCACUGAAGUAAUUGCCUGUAUAGCACAGUUAAAUAUAGGACAUGCUUAUAAUUGUGCGAUGGAUUGAUCUCUCUGAUCUUGAUUUAAUAUGGAAUGUAGGUAUUUAAAAUCUCAUCAAUUUGUGUUGAAGCUGAAUGCCUAAGUCCUAUGACUCUAAAAAUCAUGGAAGAAUUUUAUUUGGAACUACAACGUACAUGCCAAGGAUUUUCUUGGUUGCACUCUUAGGUUGGUGGGUUUCUUCUCGGAAGACCUACAUGUUCCAUGUACAAACCAGUUACAACUGAAUGAUCUGCCUAUUAAUUGAAAAUUUGGGGAGCCAUUUACGUAAAGCUAUCAUGAAAGCUUAGGCAGUUGUUUCAAGUUGAUGUUAAUAGAAUAGAAUUAGGGGAGAUAAUGAGCAUGCAGUACCAACUUCAGCACAGUACAACUGAGUGGGUCCUUGUAGAGAUGUGAAACUUAUUCAGGUUCUCUUUGGGAUGGGUGUUAGUAAAACAAAAUUGCAUCUGGAACUUUUGUUUAGAUAUUUAUACUGACUGAUUUGUUACAUUUCUAAAACUUAUGUGUUGAAAGAUGCGUGAAACCAAUAGCUAGUACCUUUUGGCAUUAUGUCUUGUACUUAAUUUCAGCUCUGCAAUGUGAAGAAUUUUGAACUCUGAAACUGCUUCAACUGAAAAACUUUAACAUGACAAGAACUUUUGUUUGCAUGAAGUUUGUAUGAUAAUUCAAAUGUUCUGAGAGCACGGAUAGUUCCAGGUGUACAUUUGUUAUGAAAUGUGUAAUGCAUAAGUUUUUAAAUAUUUUCCUUAGUAAGAUCAGAACCUGAACUGCCUGAUGCAUACUGCAUUUGCACCUGAGUACUUGAUUUCAGAAUGUGUUAAACCAUGUCUAUUUUUUUUAAUAAGAAACAGCAUUUUAAUCCAGUUUUCAUUUAAUAAUAAGUAUGUUCACACAGAGGAAAAUCAUAAUCUUGGCUUGAUGCAGUGAUUUAUGCAAGAAAACAGCAGGAUGGCAGCAGUAACUCUGAAAUGAAGAUGCAAGUCUCUUCAGAAACUCUGGCUUCUUGUUCUUUCCUUCCUUCUGUACUAAAUAAGUGUCUUCAUUAUUCCUGAUUUAUACAGGUGAAGCAAGGACCAGAAUUUUUACCCUUUUGUUUUUUAGAAGUGAACACUGACUUUGGCCUUUAGCGUCUUUGUCACAUCACUUCAUUUUCUGAAGGGGAUUCAGUUAAAUUAGAAGUAUAGAAUGAGUAUUUUUAAUUAAAAUCAAAUUUAAGCUAUUAAUAAUUUUGAAAUUCUCAAUAUGAAUAGAGAUCUAAUGAAUGAAAAUUAUAGGCCUAUAUUGCAAAUACCAAAUACUGCUUAUAUAUUUUUUAACAAAGUGGGUAUAUAUGUGAUUAUUUGACACGUGUAUAAAAGUGACAAUGGGGAAAUCAUUCUUAUGUUGAUAGAUUUAUAAAUUGAAAUUAUUAAUGUCCAAUACCAAAACCCUAUAAAAGGGCUAGUGAAAAGACAAUGUAAUGUAUCCUGAUAAACAGCCUGUGUAAUAGAAUUGAUGGGUGUGAUGUUUUUGUUCUGUAUUAUAUUUAUUAUGUGUAAGUAAGCCAAUAAAGAUUAUAAAUCAUA
Molecule: messenger RNA, 9432 nt
Organism: Lagopus muta (rock ptarmigan)
Lineage: Eukaryota; Metazoa; Chordata; Aves; Galliformes; Phasianidae
Gene: SLC35F5
Product: solute carrier family 35 member F5
Exons: 18
Coding region: 366-1808 (480 amino acids)
Biological process (GO): regulation of peptide transport
Cellular component (GO): membrane
Source: RefSeq, a predicted model, not a curated record